AUGAAGAUAUCGUAUAUAGAAGGUGGGCUUCUUGUUGUUGAGCAUGGAGAAAUAGACAAGUGCCUAAAUAAGCUGAUUAUGUUUGAUCUUGACAUGACACUGAUCUCAAAAAAUACUGGUCAAACUUCUAAAGACUGGGAAUACCUGUUUCCGCAAGUGCCUAUGAAGAUCAGAGAACUAAGUAAGCAAGGCUAUUUUAUUGGAAUAGCUUCGAACCAGUCUCAGCUUAUUCGUCUCAAUGUUCUAGAGGAGUUUGUGGAGAAGGUAUGCAAUAUCUUAGCCGAUCUAGAUGCUCCAAUUGUCUUUCUAGCAGCAUUGGAAAGGAAUGAAUAUAGAAAGCCGUCGACAGGGAUGUAUGAAUACAUAUGCCGAGAAUAUGUUGAUGAAUCAAAGAUAACUAAGAAAAUUUAUGUUGGAGAUGCCGUGAAUUCCUCUCUUGGUCCUGGGCACACAAACUCAUGCGAUAGUAAAUUUGCACACAAUGCAGGAAUGGAAUUUAAGCAUCCAGACGAGUUCUUCCGGGGAACUAAGUUAGUGUAUUUUCAUGAGAAUUUUGACAUUAGAAAAUAUAGAGAAGGAAGCUUCGAAACCGAUGGCGAAAAGAAAAUAAUAUUUGUUUUUGGAAGGAAAAAGCAUUGUGGAAAGAGGUUCUUUGCCAAAAAGUAUUUCCCAAACCAUAGGAUCAUUAAUGAAAAAGCAUUUUCCAACAUUCAGGAGAACUGUAUACUGAUUAACUGUGGAGACAGGCAUUUAAUUGAAACAAUUAUGGCCAGAUAUCCCGAACAGUAUUCGAUGUACUACCUAAACUAUCCAAACGAGGUAAUGAAUUAUCUAAAAACCCUGGCAGUUCUUUCUGGGGAAAAGGAAGAAGAGUUUGUUCCACUAGAUGCUUGUACAUUCAGUAUAAUUGAGAAGUACGGGGUAAAGGUCCCCUUUAUAUUUGAUAGCUCCGGAUUUGAUGAGAAAAAGACAAAAUUAUCUAGGAUGCAGCUGUAG
Encephalitozoon intestinalis ATCC 50506 is the source of this 996-nucleotide messenger RNA. Its product is annotated as DNA 3'-phosphatase. Gene Ontology annotation, biological process: DNA repair. The transcript has a single exon. The record is from RefSeq and is a predicted model, not a curated record. Lineage: Eukaryota; Fungi; Microsporidia; Unikaryonidae. The coding region runs from base 1 to 996 and encodes 331 amino acids. Gene Ontology annotation, molecular function: double-stranded DNA binding; polynucleotide 3'-phosphatase activity; ATP-dependent polydeoxyribonucleotide 5'-hydroxyl-kinase activity.